Messenger RNA from Parasteatoda tepidariorum (common house spider), 1594 nucleotides. The record is from RefSeq and is a predicted model, not a curated record. Lineage: Eukaryota; Metazoa; Arthropoda; Arachnida; Araneae; Theridiidae.
GGAGGUUUAAAAGCCGUUCUAUGGACCGACGUUCUUCAAGCAAUGCUCAUGUUCACAUGCGUGAUAGCUUUCUUCUCGGCUGGGCUUGUAGACACGGGCGGUGUUUUUAAGAUUUAUGAGCGUGCAAUUGAAGGAAAGAGAAUGAAUUUAUUUAAUUUCAGAUUGGAUUUUAUGACGAGGUACACAUUCUGGAACUGCUUGUUUAGGGGAUUUGUACACGGAUUAGGAAGUUACGGUACAGGACAAAUGGAAGUACAAAGAAUGCUGAGUUUGAAGACAAGUGACAAAGCCUCGAGAGCUCUACAGAUUAGUAUUUUACCGAUACUCCUUCUUCACGUGAUGUGCAACUCAGCUGGUCUCAUAUUGUAUUCUCUAUUUCAUUUUUGUGAUCCCAUACUAAACACGAAUCAAACAAAGCUUACAAAAUAUGAUCAAAUGGUGCCCUACUACAUUGUGAAUCGAUUCAGUUCUUAUCCUGGUCUCACUGGUCUGUGCAUCUCUGGAAUAUUCAGUGGGUCUCUCAGUACUGUUUCCUCCGCCUUGAACUCGCUAUCCACUGUCACUGUAGUAGACUAUAUCCAACCACUUUUUCCAGGAAUGACUGAAUCUAAAAAUGUUUUUCUGGCAAAACUUUUGUGUUUUCUGUACGGCAUAGUAGGUAUCGGAAUCACAUAUAUAUUUCUCAAUGUUCAGAGUCUAAAACAGUUUGUUACCUCCAUAACGGUGUUUGAAGGUUCGAUACUUGCUGUUUUCUUGAUUGGUAUUCUUACUCGAAAAGCUGAUGACAAUUGCAUAAUCUUUGGAACAGUUUUGAGUGUUCCCAUCAUUGCUUGGCUGUCAUUUGGAGCCUUAUUCAGUGGUUACAAAGAACCUCCUUUAGCUCUGAAUAAUCAUUUAUCAGCCAUUAAUUCAUCAAGUCAAAUGCCUAAUUUCACAACAAGAUGUAUUGAUGAAAGUACAAAUAUCCAGACAACCAUCCUUUUACCUACAUAUAAAAGUGAUAUCUUUGUUCUUUACAAAAUAUCUUUUCAAUGGCUUCCUGUGUUAAGUUUCUUCUGUACAUCUUUCAUGAUAUUCCUAAUGAUCAUCAUUACAGGAUGGAACAAAAAUGCUAUUAAUUUCAAUUCAAAGUGCCUCAGUCCAAUGACAAGAUUUUGGAUAAAAGAACAAAAGCAAACAGACGAGAGUUUUCUUCCAGCCAAUGACAUCGAUCUUCAGAAACAAAUUGUUUCUAAUCCAGAUCAUACAACUACUCUAUUACCAGACACUAUUUAAAAAAAUGCAUUUUUAAAGAAUUUACUUAUUGUUAAUUACAAUAUUUAUUUACUUGGACAAAUGAACGUUAAUUUUCCACCCAAAAUAAUGUUUUAGCAUAUUUAUGUACAUUCGUAUACUCUUCUCUUGUAGCACGUAUAUUUUGCACAAUCUCUGUAGAUUUUUCGUAGUAACUGCGGUGCACAGAACAUCUGCUCAUGCGCGAUACUACUUGAAAGUUCUUUCUGCGAAGAACCCUAGCUUAUUAAUAGAAAUGAAACCUCAGCCGUUUCAUGCAUUAAUAUAUGAGUACUUUAGACAAAUAAAAGAAGUCGCAUUA